Symbiodinium necroappetens is the source of this 1482-nucleotide messenger RNA. The record is from the annotation of a GenBank genome assembly. Lineage: Eukaryota; Dinophyceae; Suessiales; Symbiodiniaceae.
AUGGCCGAAAAGGCCCUUCCUGCAAGUCUGCCUGAGGCUGCUCGCCGAGCCAAGCUUCCCGCUGUGAAGCAGAAAAUCUUGGAACGGCUCAAGGCUCAGAAAGCUGAACAAGCCGCAAAGCCUUUGGCCAAACCAGGAGGAGCGCCUGCUGCUCCGGUAGCUGGAGCGCAGGUGCCUGGUUACGUACCUCCUCCCCCGCAGCCACCUGCACCGCCACCUCCACCUUCAGACGUGGGCGUCGCCAUAGUCAAACUCGACGGCGUGGAGAUCUGUGGUGACGAACCCUGGUUCGCAGACGCAGUCAUUCGACGUCGGCUUCGCGAGUCUGUCGCGGAUGCCCACAAGGAGCAGAAGAUCCUUGUCGGACUGCCAUCAGAUGAGGUGGUGAGAAUCUGUCCGGAGGAUGGUCGAGUCCCUUUCGCUGGGGCCGUGCUGCGGCUUGGUGGUGCCCAUCUGGGCGGCUACGGGGAGUCUGACAUUGCCUACGCAUACCGCCAGCUUUCUCGAGCGCUCCACCCGGACAAGAACCCAGAUUUGGGUGACAAGGCUCAAGCUGCUUUCCACAGACUCUCGGAGGCAUCCGAAGAACUUCGGCAAGGACUUCAGGAGCAACGCCAUGCUUUGAAACUCAUCGUUGGCGUCAUGGGUGGCACGGCCACCGAGAUGAUGCUCGAGAGGCCGCAGGAGGCGUUGUUUGCCGAAGCCAGUCGACUGCUCUGUGCAGUCUGUGGCAUAGUCACCGAAGGGGAAGUCUCAAACGUGGCGCAGGGGCGAGCCCGUAUCAAGUUUGAGCGAUCUUCUCGAAUGUUCUACAGCUGUCACAUGCAGACGCUAAUGACAGAGUGGUUUGAAAAGACGCAUCUUCUCGAUCUUUACGCCAGCGUGCCAAUCAGGACAGCGUACGACUGUGCUCCCAAAUGCUUCCGAGCGCAGUUCUUGUGCCUCCUCAACAGGGCCGCUAUGGCAGAGGCGAAGCGCUUCAACGACUGUGUACGGGGCAGCUGGCCGAAAAUUAUGCAGACGUUUCCAGAGAUGAGCCUUUGGCGCGAGCUGCGCCAGGCCAUCCACUCCCAUGUCUGGGACAGCAGCGGGGAGCCCGUGCAAGCGCCUCCAGAGGAAGCUCCAGCAGAGCACGGAAAGCGGAGCAGGAGCAGGAGCCGGAGAAGGAGCAGGAGUCGAAGCCGUCGUCGUAGAGACAGGGACGACAAAAAGGGCCGUCGGUCGAACGACGAUGAGGUGGACGACGGCCGACGCCACCGAGAUGACACGAACUGGUAUGAACGCAAUCCGAUUCGAAGCCGUGGCCGAGGCUCCAUGGCUGAACGGGAACGGAAGAGGGACCUGGCUUGGGAGGCCCGCUGGACGACCAGCGAUGAAGAUGGGCAAAAGCCAUCGCAAGCAGAGGAUCUGGCUGGGGCAUGCUGGGUCUAUCCCGCGUUCGCUGGCCCGAGCCUACUGGUAGCAUGUGUGCAGUGGUUUUGA